AUGGACCGAGACGACGCCAACGGCGUCCCAAACCUGUCAAUUAUCCCUUAUGACACAAAUCGAGAUAUUGUGCUUCGGCACGCAGACACGAUCGUCUACCGCGAUCCGCGAACGAAUCAAUUAGUUCCUUUCCACCACAACCGGGCAGUUGAACGACGACCAUCCGACUGCCCAACAUGCGGUCGACCCUUUCACUCCCAGGCAGGGUCGUCCACUCAGGACUCGGGCAACGGUCCGCGGGAAGACCAACCGAGUUUCAUCACCCAGGACUAUUUCGAGAUGCUCGCCCGGAGUCUUCCGAAUUCACAUCAGACAUCGCCACCGCCCUCUCCAAGACGCCGUAUGGUACAGCCGGUCCGAUCGCGACUCGGGCCGUCAUCUCCAGUGCUGUCGACUCCUCCUGCCGACGCAGAGUUCGUGGCGAGCACACCUGUUACCCCGUCACAAGCUCACGGGAUUUCCGAGACGGCAUUCUCGCCCAACUAUUUCGAAAAGUUCUUCGUCGAGGACCGAGAACUCGGCAGAGGCGGGAGGGGCGUUGUGCUGCUAGUCAAGCAUGUAUUGGACGGUGUCAAUUUGGGCUACUUUGCGUGCAAACGGGUCCCCAUUGGCGAUGACCACGCGUGGCUUGAAAAGGUGCUAGUCGAGGUGCAACUACUGCAAGGCCUGUCGCAUCAGAACCUCGUGUCGUACAGACACGUCUGGCUCGAGGACUACCAAAUCAGUACCUUCGGCCCGAGUGUGCCUUGCGCCUUCAUCCUGCAACAGUACUGCAAUGGCGGUGACAUGCACAACUACGUGCUCGGGUCGGCCAAAGCGGCAACGACUACUCAAGAGCUGAAGGAGCGCAUCCGCCGACGCUCCAGGGGGGAAACAGAACUACCUUACCGGCCGGGCGAACCAAAGAAGCUCCCCUUUGACGAAAUCUACAACUUCUUCCGGGACAUCACGUCUGGAUUACGGUUCCUGCACCACAGCGGCUUCAUCCACCGAGACCUGAAACCGAGCAAUUGCCUGCUGCACACGGCAGGCGGCGAGACGAGGGUACUGGUGAGCGACUUUGGCGAGGUGCAGUACGAGUACGCCACGCGCAAUUCCACCGGGACCACGGGCACGAUAUCCUACUGCGCACCGGAAGUGCUUCGGCGCGUCUCACCGGGGGGGCCAUACCAGAACUUCACGUCCAAGUCCGACAUCUUUUCGCUUGGCAUGAUCCUAUACUUUCUAUGCUUCGCGGCGCUGCCGUACAACUACGCCAACGUGCUGCACGAGGAGCGCGAAGACGUGGACUCGCUCCGGGCCGAGAUUCUGGUGUGGGAAGGGUUCGACGACCAGCGCAAACGGCGGCCCGAGUUGCCCGCGGCCCUGUACACGUUUCUUAAGCGCCUUUUGUCGCUGGACCCGGACCAACGUCCGAGUGCGGACGACGUGUUGCAGGUGGUGUCGUCAGGUCGACUCGACGACAUCCCUGCGGCGAGGAGGCGUGGGUCGAUGGAUCCCGAAGAACUGACUCCCGGACGACGGAUCCAGAGAAUCGACACCCCUCAAAAGGGUAACUCACCUUCACGCGGCAGUGGUGGUAGUGGGACCGCCGAUAGCAUUGGCAUCGGUGGUGAUCACGACCUCGCGGCUCCCAAAUCUCCUCGGGCGAGAUAUCGUCAUCACCACCACAAUCACCAGAACAUGUCUUCGUCUCCUGAACGGAUCAUGAACAGAAACAAAGACAAGAGCUCGCGGGGACGGAAAUCGGAACGGGGAUGGGACUCGUCGAGCCCAACGCCAGCCGCCGGCAGAGGCAGAAGCAGCGGCAGCGGGAGCGGGAACGGCAACGGCAACGGCAACGGGCCCAUCUCGCCCGUCCGACCGCAUCAAUUACUCCUUGAACCCCCGACGCCCAUCGAGAACUACGGCACGAACAUGGAUGUUGUCGACAUCGGCAUGCAACCGUACGAUUCGGACUCGUGGGUCCGCCGUCUCUCGAUCGCGCUCGACCGACCCAUGACGACGCCGUCGACGCGCAUCCUCGUGCUCGGGCUCAAGUUGCUCAGCACGCUCCAGCCGUGCAUGUCGUACGGCAUGAACGCCUCGGUCGUGUACCCUUUGAUCUGCCUUGCGCUGCUCGAGUUCGCCGUGCCCAACAUCCGCGUCUGGAAGGCCACCCUGGUCAUGAUGGCCCAUUUUGCGAUUUUGAUCGUCGCCAUGAGGACGGACAGGUUGUGUAGUAGUAUAUUAUGA
Exophiala spinifera is the source of this 2235-nucleotide messenger RNA. RefSeq lists its product as uncharacterized. Gene Ontology annotation, biological process: protein phosphorylation. Bases 1 to 2235 code for a protein of 744 amino acids. The transcript is spliced from 2 exons. Gene Ontology annotation, molecular function: protein kinase activity; ATP binding. The record is from RefSeq and is a predicted model, not a curated record. Lineage: Eukaryota; Fungi; Ascomycota; Eurotiomycetes; Chaetothyriales; Herpotrichiellaceae.